This is a messenger RNA of Candidula unifasciata, 780 nucleotides long. The record is from the annotation of a GenBank genome assembly. Lineage: Eukaryota; Metazoa; Mollusca; Gastropoda; Stylommatophora; Geomitridae.
AUGGAGGACUCUCAUUUCAACGAUUCCUCACAGAACUCAAGCAAUGUCUCUGAAGGAAAUGAUUCGUUUCAGAGGAUGACAGAAUUUGAAGUCAGAGUUUUACAACCACUGUGGGACCUUCGACUGGGCUACGAGGAUUACAUUGAAUCGCCAAUUUUCCCUGUGGUCGUGUCGGUGGUCUUCUACUUCACCCUGUGUGUGCCGUUUGUCAUCUUUGAUACCUUGUGCACGAACCAGGCCUGGUACAAAAAGUACAAGAUCCAGCCAGAUAAAGAGGUGACCAAGGCUCAGCUGUACGAUACGAUAACCCUGACGUUCUGGAACCAUGUCCUCUUCAUCAUGCCAGCAUCUGUAGCUCAGUGGAUCUGGACCCCGGCGACCCCGCUACCCCAGUUAGCGCCGACACUGUUUGAUUUCGUCUGGCACCAGGUGGCCGGUCUUGUUAUAUUUGACUUCCAGUACUACGUCUGGCACAUGACUCACCACAAGGUAGGCAAAGCGGUUUGUUAUAUGCUAGUAAGUAUCAUUGUCAGCGUGGAGGCUCACAUUGGAUUCGACUUUCCCUUCCUCCUUCACAACAUCGACCCCACGGGACUCAUCGGAGGCUCACCGAAGCAUGACAUGCACCACCAGAAGCCACUGACCAACUUCCAGCCUUUCUUCAACCACUUGGACAAGAUCUUUGGCUCCUACUGCCCUCCUAUGAGUGCCGGAGGAAGGAAGGGUAAAGCCUUGUUAGACUACGAAAGGAAAGCUAGAGACUGUAAGAAAAAUCUGUAG